CCGAGCUCCUGGAGCCGCUGCCGGCGGAGAGCCUGGUGGGGGCCGGCCCUGUCGUGGAGCGGAUGAUGGAGCCGUGCCCCUCCGCGAGGACAACAUUCACAACUGAAGCAGUAACUCCACAGACUUGAGCCAUCACCUUCAGUGGAACCUCACAGGCCCUGGUCAAGAAGGAUCAUCCCCUCAGUGAUGAAGACACAGAUCUUCAAAGAUGGAUGUCUAAAGUUAGAGCUGUGACAUGCAGAAUAGAGAAACCCUCAGGGGGUUGCAGAAGAUGGAUGACCGCCCAGAAGAGCGUAUGAUCAGGGAGAAACUCAAGGCAAUGUGCAUGCCAGCCUGGAAACAUGAAUGGCUGGAAAGAAGAAGCAGGAGAGGCCCUGUGGUGGUGAAACCUAUCCCUGGGAAAGGAGAUGGAUCGGAAAUGAACAAACUCUCUCUAGAGCUUCAGGCUGAAGGACGAAGCGCUGCUUCUUCACCUACACAGAAAGGAAGAUGUAGUCCUUCUCCUAGUAGCUCUUCUUCAUCAUCCUCUAGGACACUUAAGUCUGAAUCACCAGGUGUUAGAAGAAAAAGGGUAUCUCCGGUGCCUUUUCAGAGUGGACGAAUAACACCACCUCGACGAGCCCCAUCUCCAGACGGCUCCACUCCGUACAGCCCUGAGGAAACAAAUCGUCGUGUUAACAAAGUUCUGCGAGCCAGGCUGUACCUGCUGCAGCAGAUAGGACCCAACUCUUUCUUAAUUGGAGGAGACAGCCCUGAUAAUAAAUACAGAGUGUUUAUUGGGCCUCAGACUUGUAGCUGUGGUCGUGGGACAUUUUGUAUUCAUCUGCUGUUUGUUAUGUUGCGGGUCUUCCAGCUUGACACCUCAGACCCAAUGCUCUGGAGAAAGACACUGAAGAACUUUGAGGUUGAGAGUUUGUUCCAGAAAUAUCACAGUAGGCGUAGCUCGAGGAUCAAAGCUCCAUCUCGUAACACCAUCCAGAAGUUUGUCUCACGCAUGUCAAAUUCUCAUACAUUAUCGUCUAGUACUUCUGCAUCUAAUUCAGAAAACAGUAUGAAGGAUGAUGAAGAACAGAUGUGCCCCAUUUGUUUGUUAGGCAUGCUGGAUGAAGAAAGCCUAACUGUGUGUGAAGAUGGCUGCAGGAACAAAUUACACCACCACUGCAUGUCAAUAUGGGCAGAAGAAUGCAGAAGAAACAGAGAGCCACUUAUAUGUCCUCUUUGUAGAUCUAAGUGGAGAAUUCAUGAUUUCUAUAGUCAUGAAUUGCCAAGCCCUGUGGAUUCUUCUUCUGUUCUCUGUGUGGUUCAUCAACAAAUUCAGCAGCAAUCUACAGUUGGAUCACAGAGAAGAACCCAAGAUAGCAAUUUUAACCUUAUUCAUUAUGGGGUCCAGCAGAUCCCUUCUGCCUAUAAAGAUUUAGCUGACCCAUGGAUUCAGGUAUUUGGAAUGGAGUUAGUUAGCUGCUUGUUUUCUCAAAACUGGAAUAUACGAGAGAUGGCACUUAGACGUCUUUCCCAUGAUGUUAGUGGUGCUCUAUUACUGGCUAAUGGUGAAAGCACUGGAAAUUCUGGAAGUAGCAAUGGAAACAACACAAGUGCUGGAGCCUUGGGAGCAGUUAGUGGGUCAUCUCAAACAAGUAUCUCAGGAGAUGUGGUGGUAGAAUCCUGCUGCAGUGUAUUGUCCAUGGUCUGUGCUGACCCUGUCUACAAAGUGUAUGUUGCUGCUUUAAAAACCUUAAGAGCCAUGCUGGUAUAUACACCUUGUCAUACUUUAGCAGAGAGGACUAAACUACAGCGACUUCUCAAGCCAGUUGUUGAGACAAUAUUAGUUAAAUGUGCAGAUGCCAACAGCCGAACAAGUCAACUUUCAGUCUCAACGCUACUGGAGAUGUGUAAAGGCCAAGCGGGAGAGCUGGCAGUUGGGAGAGAAAUACUUAAAUCUGGGUCUAUUGGUAUUGGUGGUGUUGAUUAUGUCUUAAACUGUAUUCUUGGAACCCAAACUGAGUCUAGCAACUGGCAAGCACUACUGGGGCGACUUUGUCUAAUAGACAGACUUCUGUUGGAAUUUCCUGGUGAAUUUUAUCCCCACAUUGUCUGUGGAGGUGUUUUGCAGGCUGAUCCUAUAGUAGACAGGUAUAAGAAACUUCUCUCCCUCUUAAAUUUUGCUUUGCAGUCAAUUGACAAUUCCCACUCAAUGGUUGGAAAACUAUCACGGAGAGUAUUUUUGAGUGCAGCAAGAAUGGUGGCAAGAGUGCCCCGUGUUUUUGUAAAGCUGUUGGAAAUGUUGAGUGUGACAAGCUCAACUCAUUACACAAGGAUGUGUCGACGUCUGAUGGCAAUAGCAGAUGAAAUGGAAAUUGCAGAUGCCAUCCAGCUAGGCAUGGAAGAAAUGGGCUCUGGGGAAUGUCGACGUGAAGACUUUUUGCAGCUAUCUGUACCAGAUAACUUUCCAGAAGCUACAGAAAGUAAUACUCCUAACAGUACUGUCCAGUUAUCAAGGAAAAGCGAGAAAAGUUUAAGUGAUAAAAAUCUGAGUGCAAGUCCAGAGGAUACUUCUGAGACGCUGGCUGGCUUUGCUGUGGGACCUCCCGUUUCAUCAGUAACCACUGAGCAACCAAAGCCAGAUAUUCAAACAAAAGGAAAACCCCCCAGUCAGUGUUUGAACUCUUCUCCCUUAUCCAGUCAUUCUCAGUCACUAUUCCCAAUGCUUUUGUCUCCUUCAAACCCAUCUGUACUAGCCGGCACUGUAACAGAUAUCUCUAAACUCAGACCUCAGGGAUUUGUUCCCUGCAAAAUCCCCUCACCUUCUCCUCAAAUGCAGCAGAAACUUUCUCCCCAGUUUCAGAGAAACUGUUCUGAAAAUAAAGAACCAGAGAAACUUUCUCCAGUUUUUACCCAAGCCAGGCCAUUGCCAUCCAGUCACAUACACAGGCCAAAGCCAUCACGACCUACCCCAAGUGAUAUGAACAAGCAGGGAGAAACCUCAAAAAACAGUGUGACACGUAACCCAAAUGAUAUUUUGCAGUGUGUUGGCAAUUGUAGUAGCAGUGUGGUUAUACCAAGUGAAGAGACAAUGUUCACACCAGUAGAUGAGAAAUGUCAGCUGGACAUUAAUGCAGAGCUCAAUUCCAGUAUUGAGGACCUGCUCGAGGCCUCCAUGCUAACAAAUGAUGGCACAGUUACGUUCAAGUCUGAAGUUGCAGUCCUUUCUCCUGAGCAGGCAGAAAAUGAUGAUACUUACAAAGAUGAUGUAAAUCAUAAUCAAAAAUGCAAGGAAAAGAUGGAAGCUGAAGAAGAGGAAGCUUUAGCUAUUGCCAUGGCAAUGUCAGCAUCUCAAGAUGCCCUGCCAAUAAUUCCCCAACUACAGGUUGAAAAUGGUGAAGAUAUCAUAAUCAUUCAGCAGGAUACACCAGAAACCCUGCCUGGACAUACCAAAGCAAAACAUAAUUACAGAGAAGAUACAGAAUGGCUUAAAGGUCAGCAAAUUGGUCUUGGAGCUUUCUCUUCCUGUUACCAAGCUCAAGAUGUAGGAACAGGGACAUUAAUGGCUGUAAAACAGGUGACGUAUGUCAGGAACACAUCAUCUGAGCAAGAAGAGGUAGUUGAAGCACUGAGAGAAGAAAUAAGGAUGAUGAGUCAUCUGAACCAUCCUAACAUUAUUCGAAUGUUGGGUGCUACAUGUGAGAAGAGUAACUAUAACCUCUUUAUUGAAUGGAUGGCAGGAGGUUCAGUUGCUCAUUUGUUAAGUAAAUAUGGAGCCUUCAAAGAAUCUGUUAUUAUUAAUUACACAGAUCAACUGUUACAUGGCCUUUCUUACCUUCAUGAGAAUCAGAUAAUCCAUAGAGAUGUUAAAGGUGCCAAUUUGCUAAUUGACAGCACAGGUCAUAGAUUAAGAAUUGCUGAUUUUGGAGCUGCAGCCAGAUUGGCAUCAAAAGGAACUGGUGCUGGGGAGUUUCAGGGACAGUUGUUGGGAACUAUUGCAUUUAUGGCACCAGAGGUUCUGAGAGGUCAGCAAUAUGGUAGGAGCUGUGAUGUGUGGAGCGUUGGCUGCGUUGUUAUAGAAAUGGCUUGUGCUAAACCUCCCUGGAAUGCAGAGAAACAUUCCAAUCAUCUUGCUCUGAUAUUUAAGAUUGCUAGUGCAACUACUGCUCCUUCAAUCCCUUCACAUCUGUCUCCUGGUUUGAGAGACGUGACCCUUCGGUGUUUAGAACUUCAACCUCAGGACAGACCCCCAUCAAGGGAGCUGCUGAAACAUCCAGUCUUCCGUACUACAUGGUAGCUACGUAUGUGUAAGGCUGAUAUACUGAAGAAGAUGCUACUGAAUAUAUAACUGUCUUGCAGUGUAGUUAAGCACAGCAGCUUGUAUUAUUCUGCUGGCCUUAAUAAUAGAUGCAUCAAGGCCAGUGGAGGACCCUACUUAAGUAUGUGAUUGACAAAUCAAGAUCUUUACCUAAGCUUAGUAUGCAGCAUUUCACAACUUGUGCAGAGACCUGUAAACUGUGCCUUUUCAAACAUUUGGCUCUGUGUGAACACAAAACCAUUUUUCCUGAAAUCUGCAUGAUUAUUCAGCAGAUAAGUGAUUAUUUUAUUUGGAGCACUUUUUCAGCAAUAUUAGCAGCUGAGGGGCUCAGGAUCUAUUUUAAUAUAGCAAUCAUUGUAUAAUUAAGAGAGACAGAUACAGAACUUCCUUUUAACCAGUGCUGAAAACAGACUAAUUGCAGAACCCUCUGCUUACAUAUACAUGAUGUGAAAUGGAACAAAGUUCUCUGAGUAACAAAUCCAAACAUUGAUAAAUACUUUAAAAAGAACAUUUUACCUUACUUAAAGUAAGAGCAGGCAGUUGUGGUUCACUGUGCAUUUACUGCUGGUCAUGUAAUUUCUUUUGAAAUUAAAGUUUGUUUUCAUUGUAUUCUUAACUUUCAGGGAAAGGUGAUCUUUUAAAAUAGUCUUUAGAAAAAGAUGCAAACUGUGUCAUGGAACAUCUUGCUGAUGCAAGAGUUCUUAAAACAGAUUUGCUGGAAAUCUGGAAUAAAAUAAAAUGCCACCUUCAAGUUAGUGUUUCAGCCUCUGAUAGUAUAAGUUAUUAAAAAAAUAUUUUGCAUAAAACAGCUUAAUCUGAAUUGUGCUAAAAGUUGAGCCUUUUCAUAUAGCAAUUCCCUCUGACAAAUCAUGUAGAGCGGUUUUAUGUCAAAGGCCCCAAACCCAGCUCCCAUUAAAGUUUAUGGAAGACUGUCCUGUACUUCAGUGGGAGCAGGUGCCACCUAUGAGCAAAUGUCAUUCUUUAUGUAACAAAAAUGAGGUCAUAUUCUCCAUUGAUUAUAAUUUUUACUUGCUGUUUUCCUUCUGCUGUACAUCAUCUAUUUAGUGUAGCCAUUACUGAUAAUUUAAAAUGGUAAAAAUAUUACCAUAAGAAAGGUAUUUAUUUUAACAAGAAACAAACUUGGACUUGAAAAAUAAGGUUAAGUAAAAUGUGAAGUAAAGCUUCACCUGUAGUGCAAAACUUGUGAUUUUAGCAGGUGUGCUUUAAAAUUUAUUUUAAAGGCAGGUUUUUAGAUUCUGAUGCAUGUAAUGCCGAAGGAAAAUGACAGCUUUUCUUUUGACUUUUUAAGAGGGGGGAUCUUUUUAAAUCAAAUACUCAUUGUGUUUAAUCAAUUAAAAAAAAAAAAAUACUGUUCAUGUUUUAACUCUUCAGAAGCCAGUUGAAUCGUUGGACUGAAAUAGAAUUGGUUAUUUUCAAAGACUCAGGACAAAAUAAACUAUAGUACAUUAAAAAUGUACAAUACAAAUUGGAAGUAAAAUAUCUUAAAGAUAAGUUUACAGGGAUAAUAGAGCUCAUACUAAUAAAAAGCAGUGUCAUUAGUUGUGAAUGUGUUUCUUUUGGAAAUUUUACAUUCCUUUGUUUUGAAAGAUUGGCAGACUUUGAAGAGUUAAAAAGAUAAUACUGAAAUGUGAAGUUUGGUAGUUCUGGUUUGUACUUUUUUUUUUUUACCACUUUAGAGUUUGUCAUUCUAAUAAGAUUGUUUCCAUGUCUUUCUUAUGUGCAAGCUUUAAAGAAUGCCCUCUUGCCAAUUCAUGUACUGGAAGAUCAGUUGUCAGGUUAAUACUGUUUUUGGCAGAAAUGUAAACUGCAUAAACUGAUGAACCUCAGCUAAUCAGUAUUACUUUGUAGAUCACCGCAUUUCAAACUCAAACUGCUUCUAGGUGUCCAAAUGUAUUUGUUUGCAUUUCCCUCAGCUUGCUGGUAAUUGUGGUGUUUUUAAAAUGCAGAUGUGAUGCAAUAUUCUUAUUUUCUUUGGAUCAAAGCUGGACUGAAAAUUGUAUUAUGUGCUGAUUUUUUUUUUUUGUGUGUGUGUUCUUAAUGUUAAUUGGUACUUAAGUUGUAAAUAACGUCUACUGCUGUUUAUUCCAGUUUCUACUACCUCAGGUGUCCUAUAGAGUUUCUUCUACCAAAGUUCACUUUCACAAUGAAAUGAUAUUUGCUAUGUGACAGAUUCCUAAGACUUCCAGGGCUUAAGGGCUAACUUCUAUUAGCACCUUACUGUGCAAGCAAAUUUUACAGAAAUCUCUGGGUUAAUAAAUUUGGCUUCGUUGUAUCCUUUUAUUUUAAAUAUAUCAAGAUAUUUUAAGUUUUUACCUGAUUGAACCAAUUUUAUAUAGUAUAAUUUGUACCUAUUUUGGUGUCUUUCCUUUAUGGUAAAUAAAAGGUUUUGAACAAA
Molecule: messenger RNA, 6713 nt
Organism: Phalacrocorax carbo (great cormorant)
Lineage: Eukaryota; Metazoa; Chordata; Aves; Suliformes; Phalacrocoracidae
Source: RefSeq, a predicted model, not a curated record